AUGAAGUUCUCUGUCGCCACCAUCGCCGUCCUGGCCACCGCUGUUACCGCUCAAUACGGCCAGCCUCAGCAACAGUAUGGCCAGCAAGCCCAACAGCCCCAGCAGUACCAGUCAUUCCCUCCUCAGCAGCAGUACGGUGGAUACUCCGCUCCAGCUGCUCAGGCCAAUAAGUACUCUCCGGCCGAGUACCAGGAAUGGCACCAAUGUGUUGACAGCUUCCUCGAUGGUUUCAACCUCGGCAAGGACGGCAGUGCCGCUGGCUGCCAAUACUGGACCUGCAUCGAGGGUGUCGCCACCAAGUAUGGCCGAGGAGGUGCUCUUGCCACCGCUGGCAACCUCGUUAGCAAGGCCUGCGCUGCUUCUAGCUUCCUUCCUCACUGGAUUUAG
This is a messenger RNA of Penicillium arizonense, 387 nucleotides long. RefSeq lists its product as uncharacterized. NCBI's taxonomy places the organism in Eukaryota, Fungi, Ascomycota, Eurotiomycetes, Eurotiales, Aspergillaceae. The record is from RefSeq and is a predicted model, not a curated record. The coding region runs from base 1 to 387 and encodes 128 amino acids. The transcript is spliced from 2 exons.